AUGUCAUGCACAAAAAUUGAGCACGGAAACGUGUUUUUUAUAACGGGCACGGAAACGUGUGCACGGAAACGUGUGCACGGAAACGUGUGCACGGAAACGUGCCUGCACGGAAUCGUGUGCACGGAAACGUGUCUGCACGGAAUCGUGUGCACGGAAACGUGUGCACGGAAUCGUGUGCACGGAAUCAUACCCCACCGAACAACUUAUCCAUAUCCAAUUUUAUUCAGAAAUGUUUUGCUUGAUUUUGAAUUGGUAGCUGGAUGCAAACCACAAUUAAUAGCAUCAGAUAUAGAUGUCCUAAAUGUAACACAUAAUUGGUGGGGUGUUGCUAACGAAGCAGAAUUGAGUCAAAGAGUUUUUGAUUCUGAUGAUUGGAAUUCUUUAAGUCUUGCCCAAUUUUCUCCUUUCUACACAACGGAAGAAUUGUUUUUAAAUUUUUGGUGGGAUUAUAGAAGAGCUCAAUUAAAUUUUGCUUCGAAACAAGGAACUUUUGAUCCUCCAGCACACGAUUUAAGAGGACGGCUUUGGGGACACGUUAAAUUGGAAUUGGACCCUGAAAGAUGGUACCCAUUUCCUUACCAUUAUCGGCCCUUUCGCCCCUAUCGAAUUACUAGAGAUUUGACAAUAAUGCCUGGGGCAUCUCUUACAAUAGAAAAGAAUGUAGAAGUACACAUUUGGCCAAAUGUCCGGAUUUUGGUUUACGGCGAUUUAAUUGCUGACGGAACUCUUUGGCAACCUGUUCGGUUUAGACCAAUUAAUACAACAGAAUAUUCAGAACAGCAGGGGAAAAGAGGAAGUAAUUAUCGACGUCGACGAUCAACUGUUACUCCUUUUGAUUUAGUCCGGGCAAAACAUUUUAGUAGAGGAGGGCGUUCAAAACAUUUGGAUAUUGAAUGGAUAUUUUUAAAACAACAAAACAUUAAUAAUCGAAAAGUUUACAGGAAGAGAAAAGCAAUUAAUCAAGAAGCUUCUAAUAAUGUAUGGCCUUCUAUUUCUGCUUUUGCAACAAAACCAAGUCAAAGUGAAGAUACUUUUCGUCAAUUUCCUGAACUUGUACGCGAAAACGCUCAAUUUCAACACCUGAAAGUGCUUCUAAUGGAAGAUGAUGUAAAAGGGAAAUUGAAAGGAUUUCUUCAUUUUUACAAUGCCACAAGUGGGGAGACUGUGCCUUCUUGUGAUAGACAUUUUACUAUAAGAAAUGCUCAGGUAGUCUGUCGUGAGCUUGGCUUUAGCCCUCAAAAUGCUUAUCAUUGGCUAACUCCACAAUGGUCAUACAAUCCAAAAAUCAGAAUAGUUAAAACUUAUAUGGAACCUAGAGAAUGUCGAGGGUUUGAACAUCGUUUAGAACAAUGCAGUUAUACUAAAAAAUAUACUAAAAAAUUUAAAUUUUUAUUUUCUUCAGCUCUCCGUUUAACUUCUCUCCUCACAGAUUGGCAAUGUAUGGAUAAUGAACAUUUUAAUUAUAUUCAUUGUGGCCAAGAUUCUUCUCUCUCAAAUGAAUUUAUUGGACAUUGGGGUGGUAUUACUUUUGCUAGAUAUGGACUUGAUAUUGGGGAGGAAAAGGAGAGGAAGGAGGAGGGGAAUAAUGGUUAUGAAAAGGAAAUUGGAAGUGGAGGGGAUCGUUCUAUUCUGAGGCAUGUUGAGUUGGUUGGGGGAGGUAGAGCACACAAUAAUUCGUUAUUUGAGGCUACACUUCAGAUCAUACAGAGAUGCCCAAUUCUGGAGAAUGUCAACGUUACAAACUCAUCAAUGGGUGCAAUGCAAGUAUUACUCCCGCCUUGCGGCAAUUUAUUACUUACCCGAUUAAAUAUCUCUUGCAAUCAUGGAAUAGGCUUAACUAUUCUAUCGGCCGGUCUUCUACAUUCUGCAACUACUCACCAUUAUUCAAGCAGUUCAAAUAGAGGAAUGCCUUCACUUUCAAUUCUUCAAUCUCAACAUUCUAUCCCUAAAGGCCCUCUUAAUAUUCCAUACCAAAUUCCUGGAUUUUUGGAUAUUUGUUCUUCCGGAAAAGAAAUUAAAAUAAAAACAAGAUUAAUUCUUUUUUACAAGUAUGACUCUUUUGCUGUUGAUUGUGUUAAAAUAUUUAAAUCUGUUGAUGGAAGGAAUCUUGGUUUUAGAUUUUUACAAGCAAAUUUCUACUCUGGACCUGUUGGAAUCCCUCGUUCAGACAAAUUGUCUAUUUAUUCUGGAUCAUCUUUUUCUUCAUCUUCCCUUUUACGUUCAUUUAAUUAUUUAUCGAAUUUUGACGAAUCUGGCAGUAUCACAACUCAGUCCUCAAUUAUUUCAAUUCAUCUCAGGGCAACAGCUGCCGAUGGAGAAUUCGGAUUUUUGGCAGAAAUUGCCACUCUUCCCGCUGUUCCUUUGCCUCGUAAAGGUGUUGAUGAAGUUGCUAUUCGUGCUUCUCGUAUAUUAAAUAAUGACAGAGGGGCUAUUAAUUACAAAAAUUUGGGAGAGAUUGGACCUAAUGUAAUUAUUGAACAAUGUGCUAUUGAUAGAAAUGGAUAUCAUCUUUAUGGAAAUAUUUCUACUUCAACUGCAGCUGUUAAUAUGGAUGUACAUAAUACUUUGCUUUUUUUCUUCCGUGCCAAUUCAAUUCGUUAUGGCCGUGGAGGACUUUUUAUUUCUGCUAAAAGUUCAAGUUCAAUGUCCCGUUUAAGAGCAGUUAUUAAAAAUAAUGCCAUUUUAAUGAAUUCAAAUUCAAGUAUUUUAACAUUUAUUGGAAAUGGAUUACAAAAAGUUUUUUUAAACGGUGUUUCGGCCAAUUUCUCUCACAAUAUAAUUAAUAAAAAUGUUGGCUGGCAUAUUUUAGAUACUUGUAGAUUAAAUGGAGAAUUGAGAGAAGAAACUGCGACAGAACUUUAUUUCCAAAAUAAUUAUCUUAAAGAUAAUUUAGCAUUAGGGCAUGGAAAUCCUUACAUUGAACGUUAUGGAUUUCAUGAUGGAAACGAACUGGAUGAGUUUGUGGAAAGAAGGCCUAAAAGACAAGUUCUCAGCCAAAAAGGUGUUAGUUUUGACUGGUGGACUCAUAUUGGUGCUGAAAGCAGUCGUUAUCGUUCUACAAUUCUUUCUGGCUCUGUACACCAACUUUAUUCCCGAAAUUUAUUCGACAACCCUUUAAAUGAUUUUGAAUUGGUUACUACUCAACAUGAAAGUCCUCAAUUCGAUAUUUCUUCAAUAAAUGCAAGAUAUAAUUAUUGGGGUCCACCAGGCACUAUUGGAACGGCUGCGGGUAAAAUACGCGACCAACAUGAUGAUCCACUGCUUAUACGUGUAGAUUAUGACCCUGUGUUGGAAUCGAAUACCUCCCUUAUUGAAGGAGACUGCCCAGCUGGAUGGUUUCUGGUUGGCAGGGAAGAGUUUAAAUCCUGCUUUAUUUUUAUUGGAGCAGCAUCUACAUAUUCUGAUGCUGUCCAAACCUGUCAAUAUUUGGAUGCAUUUUUGCCUAUAAUGCAAAGUGGAGAUCCUCGUCAAAAAGAACUUGCUGCAAAAAUAGAUAUUUUAAGUCAAUUAUAUAUUACAGAAUUGGAAAGAAUUAACUCUUUUGGAGUAAAAUUUUUAAGUUAA
Messenger RNA from Meloidogyne enterolobii, 3564 nucleotides. Lineage: Eukaryota; Metazoa; Nematoda; Chromadorea; Rhabditida; Meloidogynidae. The record is from the annotation of a GenBank genome assembly.